This is a messenger RNA of Durusdinium trenchii, 2079 nucleotides long. The record is from the annotation of a GenBank genome assembly. NCBI's taxonomy places the organism in Eukaryota, Dinophyceae, Suessiales, Symbiodiniaceae.
AUGGCGACCGCCAAGAGUCUUUGGCUUGCUGCAAUACUCCUCUUUGUGUUGAAGCUUUGGUACUUGGGAGCAAGUCCAUUGGAGGCGUGUGCUUGCUUCAUCAAGGGCUGUUUGCAAGCUUUGACGCCAUGUAGCAUUGUGGCUGGCGCAAUCUUUCUCUUCGAUUGCAUGGAGUCUUCUCAAUGCUUGGCUUGGAUGAAGGUGCAGUUGCGUUUGGUGACCAAUUCGCACCCCAUUGCCGAGGUGAUGCUCAUCGGCUUUUGCUUCGCCUUUGUUGUCGAAGGUGCCUCUGGCUUUGGCACUCCCGCUGCCUUGGCCGCUCCCAUGCUAUACUCCAUGGGCCACCCAAAGAUGGAAUGUGUCAUUUGCUUGCUUUGUUUCAACACCUGCAUGACCAUCUUUGGCGCGGUUGGCACCCCCGUGUGGUUCGGCAUUGGAGAAGUUGUUCCUGACUAUGCUGAAGCGGACCUGCUCCAAGUGGGCUUCAAUGCAGCGAUUGCGUUGGGAGCAGCUGCGGUUGCUGUGGUGCCCGGUGUUGUUUACAUCAUCGUGCCAUGGGAUGAGGUCCGCCCCAGUUUGCUCUUCAUCUACAUGAGUACUUUGAGUUGCGUCCUGCCUCUCAUUGGCCUUUCCUUCGUGAACUAUGAGUUCCCAACCUUGGCUGCAGGCAUCGUGGGCCUUUGCGUCACCACUGUCCUGACCGUUUGUGGGAUUGGCCUGGGGCCCCACAAUCGCAACCAGGAGGAUCUUGAAGAUCCUGAGCUCGGUCCUGAAAAUGUGAUUCCCCAAACUGAGCAGGAUCAGAAGGAUAUUCAUAAUGUGGAGAUGGAAUCGAUGGGAGUGGAGAAGCUGGAGAAGAUUCCCAGUGAGAAGCUCCUUGAAAACCCCUUGGCCAAUGCCGACUCAAAGAUCUUUGACGCUGACCAGUGGGAUCUCAUGAUCACGGGCAAGGCUCCAACUGUGGCCAUGGCUGUUGAGGAAGGGCAGCUCAACACAACCGAUUCCAAGCGCACCAUGAAUGGAAGAGAUGCGCCUGCUCGAGAUCGGUCAAACAAAAGCGUCAAGAGCUUCAAGAGUGUCAGGAGCGUGAAGAGCGUCAAGCAGAUGGCAGUGAAUCACGAGGUUGAAGUUUGUGGCAAGACGCUGAAGAAGUUCCACAAAGCACGUCACAUGUCCAUCCUUCCCAAAAAGAUUGCAGACCUUCUGAAUCAUGACUCAGAGAAUUCUGAAGAACCCCGAAAGCGAAAGCACAAAGUAGACAUCCAUGAUGGGGACGCCGAGCACUUUGCCGAGUUUCGCCUCUUUGAUGCAAUCUUUCGCACCAUGCCCCUGUGGCUCACCGUCUUGCUCCUGAUCUUGACAAGGAUCGAGCCCAUUGGCCUGAAGGGUGCACUUCGGAUCAAGGAGCCCAAGAUCGUGGAUGGGGAUUUGGGCACUUUGGGGCAUUUGAGCAUCUCACCAGUGGGUCGGUUUGCUCUUAGUGGCAUCUUGGGAACAAGCAUUGGCUGGACCUAUGAGUUGCUCUACAUCCCCUUCAUUUUGCCGUUUGUCGUAGCGGGCUGUGCACCUUUGAUGGUGUUUCGCAGAGAGUUGGAAGAAUCACCAAUGCAAAUCCUCAAAUCGGUGAUGACCCGAAUCAAGGGUCCUGCCAUUGCAUUGAGUGGUGCAUUGGUCUUGGUGGAGCUCUUGCGAACAUCGGAUGCUUUGAAAGAUGCACCUGCUGUGAUCAUUGGAACACGACUUUCAGAGACUUUGAGUCAUGGCUUCAUGGCCCUCUCCUUUCCCUUGGGUGCUCUGGGCUCCUUCUUCAGCGGCUCAACCACGGUGUCUUGCCUCACCUUUACACAGGUGCAGAAGGUCGCAGCCGAGAAGCUGAACUUGUCAUCCCAUGCACUGAUUGCCUUGCAGCUUUGUGGGGCUUCGAGUGGCAACGCCUUUUGCCUCUCAAACAUCAUUGCAGCGACUGCAGUCAUUGGCUUGCACGUGCCCGAGGGAAUGAUUGUCAAGCGGGUGUUGAAGCCCGUCUUUGCGCAAUUCGUGGUUUGCACACUUGUUCUCCUACCGUUCAUUUAUGCGUAA